GGGGGGCGUCAGGAGAGGAGAGGACGUCCCCGCCGGUGGAGAUGGACCAGGGGAGCAUCGGGUUGAAGCUUCUUUCUGAAGAGAGCUUAUUUUUUUAAAUGAAUCAAUACAAGCAAACAAGAUCUUUUCCGGGGAUUGGUAUGGCAAAUACCUUACGAUUUGCCUGGACUGAAAAGGAGAUGGAGCCGUGGAGUAGAGAGACAUUUGGAAGGACCAUUUUGAUGGGAUGCCUCAGGAUAGAGGUGAAGGAAGUGCUCUGCCUUCAAGGGAACCCGAAUGAGAAGGCUUUCGAUGUGACGUUUCACAAAGAAGAAAAACAUGACAAAGUAAUGAAGAUGGCAAAGGAAGCGGAGAAAACGGGACUCCUGUGCCAUUAUGCGGUGACCAGCCUGGCGAAGAACAACUUCAGAGUGGUCACCGUAACCAUGUACAAUCCGCAUGUGAAAGAUGAAGAGGUGAGGGCCUUUCUGGGGAGGUACAUGGACAAUGUCUCCUCAGCGAGGUACCUCAGGGACUCCCUGGGUUUCUGGAACGGAAAGAGAGGUUUCCAGGCGUUACUCAGGGAGUCCCCGAAGAGUGUGGAUGGCUACCUCCAUCCUCCGGCGAUGUUCUCCCUGGGGGCUGACAGGGGAACACUAUACUAUGCACGUCAGCCCCCGUUCUGCAGGCGUUGUAUGGCCUAUGGCCAUAUCCUGGCCUCGUGCAGCGCCAAGAGGUGUCGAUUUUGUGGGUCGGAAGAGCACGAGGCCAAGGAAUGUGACGAGCCCAAGGCUUGCCACGGGUGUGGCUCAAGAGCACACCUGUGGCGUGAUUGCCCGGCUCGUCACAGGUCAUACGCGUCUGCAGCCGGGGGGGGAGCGGGGGAUGGGGGGAGGAAAGAGAGGACGCAUGCGGAUUGUACGGAUGGCACAGGGGAAAGGACGGAGAAGGAUGAAGAAGGGAAGAAGGAAGAGGCGAGAAGAAAGAGGGGAGAAGAUGGAAAGAAGGAAAAAGAAGGAGAGAUUAAAAAGAAGGUGGAAGAACGUGGAGGAGCAGAGAAGAGGGAGAAGGGGACAGUGGUACGAGAAGGAGUGGAAGAGGGAACGGGGACAGUGACGGAGAAGGAGGGAGGAGUGGAGGUGGGAGGGGAGGGGGAGAUGGGGGAAGGAUUGGGGGACAGCCUGCCAGGUUUCCUCGAGGUCGAAAUGAGGGAUUUGGUGGAGGAUUUAGCGGGGAUGGGACGUUGUGUCUCCCUGCUACCUCCUUCACCAAAGAAGAAAGGGAUGAAGAGGGGGAGCUUGGCAAGAAGCGAGAGGGAGGGGGUGGAUGACUCCAGUGAGGGGUCGGUGGGCUGUUUGCUAGAGGGAUCCCAACUCCUGUUUGAGGAGAUGGGGUCCUCUACAUGCACCCCUGAGGCAAACAGGGAGGGGGGGGUGGUGGGUGGGGAGGGAGGACCCAACACACUGCCUGGGUCAUGGGUUGGGAUGGAGGACGGGGGGGCGUCAGGAGUGGAGAGGACGUCCCCGCCGGUGGAGAUGGACCAGGGGAGCAUCGGGAGGUUCACCUGA
This is a messenger RNA of Oncorhynchus masou masou (cherry salmon), 1547 nucleotides long. RefSeq lists its product as uncharacterized. Lineage: Eukaryota; Metazoa; Chordata; Actinopteri; Salmoniformes; Salmonidae. The record is from RefSeq and is a predicted model, not a curated record. The transcript is spliced from 4 exons. Bases 99 to 1547 code for a protein of 482 amino acids. Gene Ontology annotation, biological process: activation of innate immune response. Gene Ontology annotation, molecular function: double-stranded DNA binding; RNA binding; zinc ion binding.